Molecule: messenger RNA, 1281 nt
Organism: Anoplophora glabripennis (Asian longhorned beetle)
Lineage: Eukaryota; Metazoa; Arthropoda; Insecta; Coleoptera; Cerambycidae
Product: tektin-B1
Exons: 5
Coding region: 1-1281 (426 amino acids)
Biological process (GO): cilium assembly; cilium movement involved in cell motility
Cellular component (GO): nucleus; microtubule cytoskeleton
Source: RefSeq, a predicted model, not a curated record
AUGUCGGUUGUAACGUUCGAAAAGCCCAUUGCUCAUUCCUCCCUGGCCGACUGGUACGCCAGCCAGUGGCAGAACCAGCAGACAAAUGACACGCGGCGCAAUGACGCCUUCAGGCUGCGCCAUGAAUCGAGACAGCUGCGCAACGAGACCAAGGUCCAGACGGAAUGGGAUACGUACCACAAUAACGUCCGAUUAUCGGACAGGAUACUCGAACUCGACAGGUGGAAACAGACAUUAAUGGCGCUGAUGGACAGGAUCAACAGGGAGAUGAACCUGCUGAAAGACGAAAAAUUCAGCACCGAGAGGGAACUCGACGCCUUAGGCAUUCCGUUGAGCGUAAUAUCGGAAUGUAUUUCAAUGAGAGACUGCAGACAGGGCGCAGAACUGACUUACGACGACGGGGAUAUGGAACUGAAAAAGGAGCUGUGCGUGGUGGAGACCGUCAAGAAGUUAUUAGUGGAAAGGUGCCAGGCGGUUUGGGAGAAGCUGAACAAACUGGAAGAGGUAAAAUUUAAACUCAACCUGGAAAUCAACGACAAAAGCGAGGCCCUGGAAAUUGACAGGGACCAGCUGAAUCUGGAUAAGAACUGCGCCAACAUCACUUUUAAAACCGACUCCCUUCGAACCGUCAAAGGCUCGAUUCCCUACGAGUCCUGGCUGGAGCACUCGCAGUACAUCAAGCAGCUGGGCGACAACGAGCUGGCCGACACGCUGAAGCUGCGCGAGUCGCUGUUCGUGGUGCGCGAGCGCGCGCGCAACGACAUGCUGGCGCAGCGCGACCGCGUCGACUUCACGCUGCGGAAGCGCAUCUACGAGACGCAGAAGGCGCGCAACGAGAUCGAGUGGCAGCAGCUGAAGAUGCGCGAGGAGAUGAGCAAGGUCAUUAAGGAGAUACAGACGUUGGAGGACGCGCUGCUGGCCAAAACCGACGCUCUGAAGCUGGCCGAGACCAGGCUCGAGAACCGUUCGUACAGGCCCAGCUUCGAGCUGGCCCGCGACGAGCCCGAGCAAGGGCUGAAAAACGAGGUGACCCAGCUGCGGCAUACCCGCAAGGCCCUUAUCGACAAGAUCAACUGCGCCAAGGCCACCUAUAACGCGUUGGAGGACCAGCAGGUCAUCAUCGACCGCGAUCUGGCCAACAAGAACCAGUCGCUGAUGACGGACAUCCGUUGUCUGGACCUGAGGAUCAGGCUGCGCACUGGAGAGUUCGCCGGUCCGGCCUCUGACACCGACAGGAACAUCCAGCUGACCCAGAUGGAGAAGGAGAUCCUUCCCACGUAG